Neoarthrinium moseri is the source of this 2322-nucleotide messenger RNA. RefSeq lists its product as uncharacterized. Lineage: Eukaryota; Fungi; Ascomycota; Sordariomycetes; Amphisphaeriales; Apiosporaceae. Gene Ontology annotation, molecular function: RNA binding. The coding region runs from base 1 to 2322 and encodes 773 amino acids. The transcript has a single exon. The record is from RefSeq and is a predicted model, not a curated record.
AUGGCCGGACCGACCAAGCGCCGCCGCGACGACGGCGACGACGCCGAGCUGAAGAAGCCAGACCAGCCGCCCACGCCCGCGUCCGCCCAAGCAGACGACACGGAAGCCAAGCAGCCCUCCUCCAAGCGAGCCCGCGUCGAGGCUGGUAAGUCUCUGUUCGUGCGCUCGCUCCCGCCCUCCGCCACCGACGAGUCCUUGGCCGACUUCUUCUCCCAACACUUCCCCGUCAAGAAUGCCCUCGUCGUCACGGACCCGGCCACCAAGCAGUCCCGCGGCUAUGGCUUCGUCGUCUUCACCGACGCCCAGGACGCCGUCGACGCCCGCGAGAGGCUGAACGGCCAGAAGUUCGACGGCCGCCCCAUCAACAUCGACGUCGCCAAGUCCCGCGACCGCAAGCCCGGCGCCGACACCUCCCAGAAGGACCAGAGGCACGCCGCCGAGAGGGAGGCCAGGAAACCCCCCAAGCUGAUUGUCCGCAACCUGCCCUGGAGCAUCAAGAAGCCCGACCAGCUGGCCGCCCUCUUCCGUGCCUACGGAAAGAUCAUCUACUGCGACCUGCCCCAGGACAAGGGCAAGCUCUCCGGCUUUGGCUUCGUCACCAUGAAGCGCAAGGGCGCUGAGCGCGCCAUCGAGGCUGUCAACGGCAAGGUCGUCGAUGGCCGGCCUCUGGCCGUCGAUUGGGCCGUCAGCAAGUCCGAGUGGACCACCCAGCAGCAGAAGGAACAGGCACAGGAUAAAGCCGUGUCCAAAUCGGACAAGAAGGCCAAGAAGACCAAGGCGGCAAACGAAAACGAUGGCAGCAAGGAAACCGAGGACGGCGAGGGCGACGACAAGGAAAAGGACGAGAACGAGGACGAGGACGAGGACGAGGAAGAGGACGAAGACCUGCGCAACUUCAUGAAGAACUUUGGAGACAAGCUGGAGGACGAGGAGGAUAGUGCAGCGGAGGACAACGAGCUUGAUCCGGAGGGUGACGAUGCAUCAGACAGUGAUGGCGAUGCGAGCAACGACGAGGGAGACUCGGAUCCCGCCCCCAAGCCUCUCGUGACGGACAACUCGUCCACCAUCUUCAUCCGGAAUUUGCCCUUCUCCACCACCGACCCGGAGCUCAGGGCCCACUUCGAGUCCUUCGGCCCCGUUCGCUACGCCCGCGUCGUCAUGGACCGUGCGACCGACCGCCCCGCCGGCACUGGCUUUGUGAACUUUGCCAGCCUCGACGACGCCAAGAAGUGCUUGAGGGGAGCCCCUCGGCCGCGCCCCGCAGAUGCCUUCGGCAAGCGUUCCAUCCUGCAGGACGAGUCCGCAGACCAGGCCGGCUUGUACACACUCGACGGCCGCGUACUCCAGGUCUCACAGGCCGUAAGCAAAGACGAAGCAACCAAGCUGACCGAGGAAGGCAUUACGGCCCGUGGUGGCAAGGACAAGGACAAGAGGCGGCUGUACCUCCUGGCCGAGGGCACCAUCUCGAAUGACUCGCCCUUGUACGCCCUCUUGUCUCCCUCUGAGAUCAAGAUUCGGGAAGACAGCGCCGCCCAGAGGAAGAGGCAGAUCCAGAGCAACCCCAGCCUACAUCUCAGUCUCACCCGACUGGCUGUCCGGAACAUUCCCAGGGACCUGGACUCCAAGGCGCUCAAAGCCCUCGCACGUGAGGCCGUCGUCGGCUUCGCCACCGACGUCAAGGGAGGUCGGCGCCAACCCCUUUCCAAGGAGGAGAUCGUCCGGGGUGGCGAGGAGGAUCGGGAAGCUGAGCACAAGCGGAAGGAAAAGGGCAGAGGCGUGGUCAAGCAGGUCAAGAUUGUCUUCGAGAACAGGGAGGGCUCCAAGGUGACUGAGGGCGACGGCGCCGGCCGGAGUCGUGGAUACGGGUUCAUCGAGUACUACUCUCAUCGACCCGCUCUAAUGGCCCUUCGCUGGCUGAACGGCCACGCAGUGAAGAACGCUGCUGGCAAGUCUCACCGCCUCAUUGUCGAGUUUGCCAUUGAGAAUGCCCAGGUCGUGGCAAGACGCAACGAUAGGCAGACAAAAUUUCAGCACAAUGCAUCGUCGGACACGAACGCACAAGGCCAGGGCAGGCCUCAAUGGAGGGCCGAUGGGGCUCGCUCCCACGGUGGCCGUGACGGCAGGAAGCCGGGCGGUCCUGGAAAGGGGGCCUUUGGCUCGAGAGGCCAGGGGGCUGGCCAAGGGCCCGACAAGGCCGUGCCAGAAGCGGACGGGAAGGAUUCCAAGAGGAAGAACGCCAUCCGCGAUACCCUCGAGCAGAAGAUCAUUGGGAGGAAGAGGGUCAUGAGGAAAAAGAAGGCCAAUGCUCGUGGCAAGGCAUGA